UGGGACAUCCGGGCGACAGUUUGUUUCCAACCAAAUGGUAGAUCCAACCAAACGGUCUGAACCUUUCCUGGCUGGGACCUUGGCAAGGAUGGGCUGGUUUUAAAGGUCCAGCAAGUUUCUUUUUUUCACUUCAAGGACUCCAGAAGUGUUCUAGGCUAAACGUUCACAAGAAUUUCAUUGAUCUCUUCCACUUCCAAUCCAAUAAAUGGCGAAUCACCAGCCCUCGUGCCCUUGGCCCAGGGUGAUCAACUUUACAGAAACCUGGCCGGGAUGUUGCAGAGUUUGAGAACAGUCCAGUCGGUCCAUGAACUUUAUCCAGAUUUUGUUUUUGGCAGUUCUUUCCAAACCUGAAUCAAAGCCUACAACUCGAGUCUAACUUUGGGCGGAGUCUGGACCUCAUCUUGUUGCUAUGACACGUGUGACCCUGAUGUUGAUCCGGUAAUUGAAAGUGAGCCUGAUGGUGACUUCACUUGAAGUUGCUAUGGACAAAAGUCAACAAUAACCAGGGAGGGCGAGUUACUGAAUGUUCAGGAUGAAGUGGCAAUUCAUUUUACUAACUUUUGUCUUUCUGACUCGCUGGUUUCACCAGCCUGUCACCGGUGACUUUGCGCCCUCUGAUGAACACCCAGACAUUGGACACGAUGAGGAUGUACACCCCAACACCCUCACAGAGACAAACGGAGAUGUACUGGACAUGAACAUCCAAACAAGCAGGGAUGUACCAGACACAAACUUUGAAACAAACUGGGACAUAAACAAGGACAAUUUUGAGGACGCUGACUGGCAUCCUCCUCCCUCCCUCCUGGAAACACACUCCGACCUGUCCCCAGAGAUUGGUACUUUAUCAGCACAGUGCGGUGAGUACAGCAGCCAUCUGACGUCAAGCGGCCAUUGCCGACUGAUGGCAACGCUGCCUCCGGUGCCAGUUGGAACAUCGCAGAAACGCUGCCCGGAUAUGUUCCGCUGCACAGACGACAUCUCAAAUUGGCUCCACGAGAACCAGAACAGAAAAGAGCAGCUGGACGACUUGACGGAAACAAUGUCAGAGCUCCAGGAAGAGCUGAGGAACCACGGCCAUCGAAUCACAACCCUGGAGGAGCAGGGUGUAGAAAGCGUUAGUUUAAACUUGACCUUUGACCAGCGGUUGAGGUUUCUGGAGUUGCGUCACACCGAGGUCGACACGCUUUUCCACGUGCAUGCGACGCUGCUGUACGAGCUGCAGGCGCAGCUGCGCAACCUGUCAGCAGCCGUGCAGCGCAUGAGCCGCAGAACGGGCUGCAAGAUCAACGACAUCAGAACUUCACCGCUGCUCAGCAUGCGAGACACACCAGCGAGACAGCACCUGUCUUUCUGUUCAUCCGACUGUGCGUCUCUGUAUCACAAUGGUGUUCGUCAUUCUGGUGUUUACAACAUUGUCCUGUCGCCCGGCACCAUCCUGCCAGUCUACUGCGACAUGAAGACAGAGGGCGGUGGCUGGACGGUGUUUCAGCGGCGGCGCGACGGCUUGGUGAGUUUUAACCGCGGCUGGUCGGAGUAUCGCGACGGCUUUGGCGAGCCACGGGGAGAACACUGGCUGGGCAACCAACAGCUCCACCUGCUGUCCAACCAGGGCCACUACAGCCUCCGCAUCGAGCUGCAGGACUGGAGCCACGUCCAAAGACACGCCCUGUACCACAGCUUCAGGAUAGAGAAUGAGGAGAACCAUUACCGCCUCCAUGUGUCUGGUUUCAGCGGAACGGUGGAGGAUUCGUUCGGUUGGUACCACGACCAGCAGGGCUUCAGCACGCCAGACACCGGCAACAUCUGUGCCGAGAUCAGCCAUGCCGGCUGGUGGUUCCACCAGUGUUUCUACGCCAACCUCAACGGCGUCUACUACAGGGUAGGACUGGUGGGCGCUACUCUCUGAAAGCUCAGAACUUGCUCGGGCCGGACGGCAUCGUCUGGUUCUCCUGGAAGGACUCAGACUUCUACUCUCUGAAGGCGGUCACCAUGAUGAUACGACCACGCAACUUCAGGCCACGCUUGUCGCCGUAGAGACGUAUCAGUCUGAAGCCCGACUAGCAACUUCUUAGGACUGCUAGCUGCCUCGAGGGGCUGCCAGAAAUACUCACAAGAGCACCAAAUAUGUAUUAAUCCGCUGCUGAAAAUAGUCCCCAACAAAUGGACUUUUUCCGUAUGUUUGAGUAACUUUUGCUAAAAACAAGUUAUCAUCUGUUUUAAGAAAUCUCUGAGCCUUAAAGGACAAAUCCGGCGCAAAAUGAACCUAGGGGUUAAUAACACGUGUACCGAGUCGACCGUUCUCUGGGAUAUGUUU
Sander lucioperca (pikeperch) is the source of this 2314-nucleotide messenger RNA. RefSeq names its product fibrinogen C domain-containing protein 1-like. The record is from RefSeq and is a predicted model, not a curated record. The coding region runs from base 524 to 1906 and encodes 460 amino acids. NCBI's taxonomy places the organism in Eukaryota, Metazoa, Chordata, Actinopteri, Perciformes, Percidae. The transcript is spliced from 7 exons.